Messenger RNA from Cannabis sativa, 1035 nucleotides. RefSeq lists its product as uncharacterized. Gene Ontology annotation, molecular function: cysteine-type peptidase activity. Gene Ontology annotation, biological process: proteolysis. The coding region runs from base 60 to 878 and encodes 272 amino acids. The transcript has 5 exons. The record is from RefSeq and is a predicted model, not a curated record. Lineage: Eukaryota; Viridiplantae; Streptophyta; Magnoliopsida; Rosales; Cannabaceae.
UUUAGGGUCCACUCGCUCAACCGCCCUCAAGACGUGAUGCGUCAAAGGGGAAAGCUCCGAUGCUUUCUCCACAAGGCCGUGGUGCACGGGAAGAUGACUUGUUCACGGAAGAGAAGAUGGCGUUGAUCCCUAAUUUGCUAAAAUGGAUGAUUCAUGAAUUCCUGAGGCUCAAAGAUAAACGUGAUAUAAUCACAAUUCCUGUCCCCCGAGGAUUCAUUGCACCGCGUACCCAGAUCACGUUAUCUGGAGAGGAUUUGCAGCAGGUUGCUACGUGUGACUACAUCGGCAACCAGGGAAUGCUGUUUGGAAUGAUGCACAUAUGGGAGAGCAUCAACGGUCUGAGAAAAAUUUUCAAGUUUUACGACCCAGAGCUUCUCAUAGUGCAUGGGAUCAACGAUGAAGAAAAGAGUCAGUCUUUUGACGAUGCGGCAAGACGAUUGGCUAAUUGGUUAUCAUUAAUGAACAACAACCACCAAAUGUUCUUUAUUCUUUGGAAUAUCGGGAUGCAUUGGACGCUAGUGGUGGUUACGCCAAGGAAAAUUAUCCAUUUAAACCCUAUAAGUGGCCGCCCAAUUCCCGAAGUAAUAGAACAAAUGAUCGGAAGGGCAUUCAUGUAUAUAGGGAACGCACAUGACUAUCUUGGCCCGUGGCAAGGAAUUAACCAAGCAAACUGUCCAAGACAACCUAAAAGCCAAGAAUGCGGUUUUUAUGUUUUGAAAUAUAUCACUGACAUCGUCGCACGUGCCAACCCCAGCCGUUACAUACAAGAUCAAAAAGCUUUUGGGGGUAAGAAGCAAUACGAUCCAAAAACAGAAUUGUUACCACUACAGCGAAAGUGGAUCGAACAAUUGAUGGCGGUGAUUCACGGUGACGAUUGAGGUUGAAAGGUCGAAGAAUUUUUCUUCAUUAUGUAAUUUUUAUAGAUUAAAUUGUAGUUAGAUUUAUUAACUUAUUAAUAUUUUUAACUAAUUUUACAUUAGUGUUUGUGUAAUAUUUAAUUACUUUUAUGAAAUUAAAUUAUGUAUUUUACCCAAA